AUGGCCACGGGAGCAAAUGCAACCCCUUUGGGGAAGCUGCACCCCAGUAUUGGCGCUAAACGAGGGUUUGACUCCGGGCCUGGUGCGGGGAACGGCUUGAUGCCGACGCCGGGGCCACCCGUGUCCUUUCCCUCGCUACAGGGUUUCCAGCCACCGAUGCCAAAUGCCACUUUCCCGCAGACUCACCAGUUUAAUGUGGCGGGAACUUUUCCAACGCAGACUCAGCAACCAGCUUCAGGGGCCGGACUGGCCAAAACAGCAGAUUUUGGUCAGAAGAAACAGAGGAAGAGGAGUCGAUGGAGCAGCGAGACACCUGAUCAGAAGACUGUGAUACCUGGCAUGCCCACUGUCAUUCCCCCCGGACUGACCCGGGAUCAAGAGAGAGCCUACAUAGUCCAACUGCAGAUCGAAGACCUGACUCGUAAACUGCGUACAGGAGACCUGGGAAUCCCUGUUAACCCUGAGGACAGGUCUCCCUCUCCAGAACCCAUAUACAACAGUGAGGGCAAGAGGCUGAACACUCGGGAAUACCGUACACGAAAGAAGUUGGAGGAGGAGCGUCACUCCCUCAUCACAGAGAUGGUGGGACUCAACCCCGAGUUUAAACCACCUGCAGACUACAAGCCCCCAGCCACCAGAGUCAAUGACAAAGUUAUGAUUCCCCAAGACGAAUAUCCUGAGAUCAACUUUGUUGGUUUGCUGAUUGGGCCACGUGGUAAUACCUUGAAGAACAUUGAGAAAGAGUGUUGUGCCAAGAUCAUGAUCCGUGGUAAAGGCUCUGUGAAAGAGGGGAAGGUUGGCCGUAAGGACGGACAGAUGCUGCCUGGGGAAGAUGAGCCUCUGCACGCACUGGUUACCGCCAACACAAUGGAGAACGUCAAGAAAGCUGUGGAACAGAUCCGCAACAUCCUGAAGCAAGGCAUUGAGACACCUGAGGAUCAGAACGACCUGCGUAAGAUGCAGCUGCGGGAGCUUGCCAGGCUCAAUGGCACUCUGAGGGAGGACGACAACAGGAUCCUUCGUCCCUGGCAGAACUCUGAGCCACGCAGCAUCACCAACACCACCCUCUGCACAAAGUGUGGUGGAGCUGGCCACAUCUCCUCUGACUGCAAGUACACAAGCUCAUUUGCUGCUCACAGGGCAAGCGGUGGCGAGCCUCCACAGUCGGCACAGGACAAGGCUCGUAUGGACAAGGAGUACCUGUCUCUCAUGGCCGAGCUGGGGGAGGCUCCGGUCCCCUCGUCUGGUGGAGGACACACCACUACCCAUGCUGGAGGACCUCGAGCUUCUGGACCCAACAAUAACCAGCCACCACCGCAAAACCGGCCUCCUUGGAUGAACUCUGGCCCAUCUGAGAACAGGAACUUUCAUGGCAUGCAUGCAGGGCCUGGUGGCCACGGGGCGCCCCACAACUUCCCUCCCCCCAUGCCCAACAUGGGAGGCCCGCCAAUGCCCCCCAACCCCAAUGGCCUGCCUCCCCCGUGGAUGCAGCCCCCACCUCCUCCCAUGGGCCAGGGUCCAGGACCUCAUGGACACCCCAUGGGUCUACUGCCUCCUCCCAUGGGCAUGAUGCCACCUCCUCCUCCUCCCCCCAGCAACCAGCCACCCCCUCCGCCCUCUGGACCCCUGCCACCAUGGCAACAGCAGGCCCCACCUCCACCCCCAACCAGUAGCAUGGCAACAAGUGCACCACUGCCAUGGCAACAGAAUACCACCACAACGUCCAGCCCUGGCACAGGCACCCUGCCUCCCUGGCAGCAGCCCCAGCAGCCUGCAGCCUCCGGAGCCCAGCCUCCUCCACCCAUGGGCACCCCCUCCAUGGUGCCUCCUCCCCCAGGGGUCCAGCCCCCACUGCCCCCCGGUGCCCCUCCUCCUCCCCCUCCACCACCCCCAGGCUCAACCGGCAUGAUGUAUGCCCCCCCGCCACCCCCACCACCUAUGGACCCCUCCAAUUUUGUCACCAUGAUGGGGAUGGGGGUACCAGGCAUGCCCCCAUUUGGCAUGCCUCCCGCCCCUCCUCCCCCACCACCCCAGAAUUAAUCCCUUGGUUUCCGUCAGUGGCAGAAGAAUCGUCCUCCCACAAGUUUCUCCAACCUGCAGCACGUUGUUCACCAGAAAUCAGACUGACAUUAUUCUGUACAGAGUAUCUACCAGUGCUCACUGAAAAAAAGAAAAAAAAUACCUGUGCUUUAUUUUUUAUUGGUCUUUGCCAUUGUGAAGACAUCUCUUAAACAAUGAAAGGCUGUUAGUUCAAUUUGUAAAUUUACGUAACUUAAUUUUUUUCUUCCUGUUUUUAAAGUUUGUAUUAACACAAAGCUCCUUGUGUCCAUGCAAACGCUGUUGCUCAUGAGCAGUCAUUUUGCGUUAUCAGUUUUGUUUGUCAUAUUUCUUGUAUACCAAAUAAAUUGCCUCAAAUAGUGGCAAGUUUGAUUUUGCUGAAUAUUAUCAUUUCACUAAAUAAAAUAACAGCUUAAUAUGUUGUGUUCAGAUCUUUGAACUUCCAUUCAAACUCAUGUUAACUUGAGUUGAAUUCCUAACUCGCAUGAUCCUCAGCUUUUUUAAAGUGAUAAGCUCAACCUGUCAUGUUCCCUUUGUUGGCUUUGAGUUGAACAAGAUGAAUAUUUUUGUAACAAUAACGUGAAAUGUAUCACUUAGUCCUUUGUCAAAAAAGCAGAUUUUUGUAAUACUGUCUCAGUUUUCCAGGGUUUAGAGUUUUGGUUACCUGCCUGCAUCUCGGCUAUGAAACUGCUUCAGUUUAAUUCACUUAGUCCGUACUGAAAAGGGAAUUUGGUGCCAUGUUCUGUUGGCUUCUGACCCAUGGACUGCUUGAAUACCCAGAAUCUGAUAAUAUCCCUGCUCUCCUGCAUUUCCCUCUGCUCUGAUAUGUAGCUGUGUGCAGUGUUUCUGUUGCUUCAGCAAGGACUAAAUUCUCUAUUUUGUCCCUCAAGUGAAUGGAGAAGAAAAAUGUUAGAUAUUGUAUUUUUACUCUUUCUGGAAUCGGUCUGUUGACCAUAUUGUUGUGUUAUUGGUUCUAGCCCGAAUGAAUAGCUGUUGCAAUCUUGCUUGGUUACCAUUAAACUCGUCAAAUUUCAACCUUUUUU
Molecule: messenger RNA, 3101 nt
Organism: Myripristis murdjan (pinecone soldierfish)
Lineage: Eukaryota; Metazoa; Chordata; Actinopteri; Holocentriformes; Holocentridae
Gene: sf1
Product: splicing factor 1
Exons: 12
Coding region: 1-2040 (679 amino acids)
Biological process (GO): regulation of mRNA splicing, via spliceosome
Cellular component (GO): nucleus
Molecular function (GO): mRNA binding; zinc ion binding
Source: RefSeq, a predicted model, not a curated record